Messenger RNA from Desarmillaria tabescens, 696 nucleotides. RefSeq lists its product as uncharacterized. The transcript has 5 exons. Lineage: Eukaryota; Fungi; Basidiomycota; Agaricomycetes; Agaricales; Physalacriaceae. The record is from RefSeq and is a predicted model, not a curated record. The annotation marks the transcript as partial.
AGGCUACUCAGCAUUCCUCAAACAUGGCAGAGCUUCAUAUGGCUACAAUGAUGUCGCUUUCUGGACGAGUAGGCCUGGUUACAGGCGGAGGAACUGGAAUAGGAUUUAUGAUUGCGAAAGCCUCUGUUGCAAACGGGGCAAAGGUAUACAUCACUAGGCGUAAGCUGGAUGUGCUAGAGCAGGCUGCAGCAUCAGUCACAGGCGCCCUAGGAUCUGUUUUCCCGAUCCAGAUGGAUGUUACUGACGAGGAAAGUGUCAAGGCUGGGGUCAGGCAUAUUGAAGGAAUCGACAGCAAGCUCGAUAUCCUUGUUAACAAUGCAGGAUUUGCAGGAUCCCUUCGCGACCCAGACUUUAUCGGGAAGAAGCUCGCAGCGACAGAUCCAUUUGAACCUGAAACCGUCCAAAACUGGGCAGAUAUAUUUGCCCUCAACACGAUCGCCCCAUUCUUCAUCGUACGCACUUUCCAAGCUCUCCUCGUCAAAGGAGCUCGGUCCCGCCCCCAAGGCACGUCCAGUGUCAUCAACGUCAGAGGCGCGAUAGCCAAGAUGGACUCAACGAGCCCUCUGUCAUCUAUCGCAUACAAUGUAACAAAAUCUGCUUUGAAUAAGCUUACACUUGUUCUGGCAACGAAUUUUGCUGGGAGGGAUAUUCCGAUCCGCGUGAAUGCGUUGGCUCCAGGCGCGUUUGCGUCACAAC